UUCCACUCUGCCCAGAAUAAUUUUGAUAUAACUAGCAGGCGUUGCAAUUUCGGAAUCUGUCCUUGUAUGAUGGCGGACGAAAAUUUCCACUGGAGAAACCGCAACGCAUAGCCUACCCUGAAUACGGAAAAAAAUGAAAAAAUAAAACUAAUAAACCAAGCCCGGACGGACUGUAGCCUACACCUUCGUCAAAACAAUCGGGCUCAUUCCGGAAGAUGUCAAGGUUGCAAGCUCGGAAAUAAAGCUGUUUUAAUUUUGAUCAUUUGAGAAUGAAUACCGGUAACUCAUUUGAUUUCAAAGCGUUAUUUGUACAGUCACCUCUUGUGGAUGAGGAGGAUUUUGGAGCUCGAGCAAGCCUACUCGCAUGAGCUGCAUCAUUUUGGGAGGUGACAGACACUGUGGCUUGUGGGACCUUGGUAGAAGGGAGACACAGGACUGUGCAAGACAGCUGUUUGCACCAAGAGGAACGCUGGCCCUGAGUAGUAGGAGUCAUGAGUGCUCAGGAGGUGCCUACCAAUCCUGCGCAGGAGCAGGUUGACACGGGGGAUGGAGUCCCAGAUGGCCCCACCGCUACCCCGACGACCGCCACCCUCGCUGUCCCGGUCACAAUAAAGAAGGAGCCUGGCACGCAGGGGGCCAGUAAUGGGAAAGAUGUGCCUGCCGAGAUCUGCGUGGUCCUCGGUGGAGGAGGAAAGUCUCGCAAUGACCAGACCCAGGGCUCCUAUGUUUGUGGGAUAUGUGGGAAGAAAUAUAAGUACUACAACUGCUUUCAGACGCACGUCCGUGCCCACAGAGAGUCCGAUAGCAUGCCAGGGGAGGGUGCACCACCAGCUCCCAACAAUAGCUUCCGCUACUCCUGUGACAUCUGCGGGAAGAAAUACAAGUACUACAGCUGCUUCCAGGAGCAUCGUGACCUGCAUGCUGUUGACGACCCAUAUGAGCAGGUGGUUCUAGGACCUGUGGAAGACCUCAAGGAGGAGCCGCCAGUGGAACCAUUCCAGAAAAUGGGACCAAAAACUGGGAGCUACGUGUGUGAGUUCUGUGGGAAGCAGUACAAGUACUUCAACCCAUACCAGGAACAUGUGGCUCUUCACCAACCAACGAAUUGGUCCUUCGAUAAUAUGAAGUCGCCUCGGUCACGUGGCAGUGUGGGUGGAAACAUGGACAUCAGCAAGUACAGUGCCACUAAAUUAGAAACCGACAGUCCCUUCAGUCGGAAAAUAGAGAGCAAAACCCAGUCCAGCUUGGUGGACACCAACAGUUCCCAGAACUCAAGCGGUACUCCAAGCCCCCUGGUGACCGGUUCGUUCCCUGCGUCACAGAAACCCUACACAUGUGGCGCCUGUGGCAUCCCGUUCCAGUUCUACAACAACCUGCUGGAGCACAUGCAGUCCCACGCUGCGGAUAAUGAAAAGCAUACCAAAGGGGAGUCUCCAAACACAUCACCGGGCCCAGCCUCACAGGACCAGUUAUGGAGGUCCCCCCAGCCCCAGCAUCAGGCCCAAGCUCAAAUAGUUCAAGUCCAGAUACAGGCUCAAUCCCAGGCUGCACAGAGAAAACACUCCAUCAACCAGAACAGUGGUGGGUUACCGGAGAAGGAAAGGCAACAGGUAGCCGAGCGUCUCCUGAGGGUGAUGUGUACAGACCUGGGCAUGCUCAACAUGCUCAACAGCAAGGACUUCCUGAAGCUAGCCCAGACCCUGGUGGACACGGGUGCCCGCCACGGUGCCUACUCCACCCGCGACGCCCUGGGCAACAUGAGCUCUCUGGCCCUACGCCAGCUUCCCCGCAUGUACAACCAGGUCAAGGUGAAGGUGACUUGCGCCCUAGGCUCCAACUCCUACCUGGGCAUUGCUGUCACCUGCCACUCCCAGACAGUGGGACCUGAUGCCUGCCUAGUGCUGACAGCCUACCAGGUGGAGGGGUCCAGGCUCAAGCGCUAUGUUUUAGGAGUCAAGGAAGCAGACCUGAGGGAGGCGCCAGAGCAGGUGCACCAGUGGACACAGAACGUGCUGUCGGAGUUCGUCAUGUCAGACAUCCGCACGGUGUACGUGACUGAGCCGCGGGUGGGGGUGGGGGGCUUGCCGCUGGGUGGAGGUGGGCGGAGGAGGGUGUGCCUGCGGUGUGCCGGGUGCUCGUUGAGUGCUGUGGUUCAAGCGGUGCUGGGGAAGCACAGCUUGCAGGCAAGGGGGCUCCACGAGCUGGCUGAGCUGUUGGCUGCCUGCCACGACAUCGCCGCCUCCACCAGCCUCUUGUCCACCAGCGCCGCCACGGAUGAGGGCAUGUCUAACCCCUCCACUCCCCCUGGGCUCAGCCCCACUCCUCCCUGCUGGGACCGCAUGGCUGAGGCCCUCCUUCAGGUGCACUCCCACUUUGAGCAGAUCUUCGAGGCGUAUGGGAGGAGCAAGGCCACGGCUUCCACACUGCAGGGCCUCAACAAGCACCUUCUAGGGACACUGACCUGCCUGUUGGCCCCUCUGCGCCUGGCCGCCCUGGAACUCAGCAGCCAGAGGAGGCCAACCCUGCAACAGGUGCUACCUGUUUACCUGCGCUUGGAGAAACUGUUCACCUCCAAGGCUGGGGAAGUGGGGACCUCCAGCAAGCUCUGCCAUUACUUUCUGGAAGCUCUUAAGGAGAACUUCAAGGUGGAGAAAGCCCACCAGGUAGCCAUGGUGCUGGACCCCCAGCUGAAGCUGCGUCCUGUCCCAGCCUACCAGCAAGAGGAGAUCAUCGCCCACGCCUGCGAGAUGGCCACAGACGCCCGCGACGGUGGGGGGUCCGGAGGUGAGGAUGUGGAUGGACCCUCAACACUCAAACGGCUCCGCGUGGACGUCCCCAGGGGUGGGGUGAAUGCCAGAGGUGUAGUAGCCGUGUCGUCGGGUGAGGCGUCGUCAGAUGAAUGCCAGACCCAGGUGAGACAGGAGGUGUUCCAGUAUCUGGCUGAACCGCUCCUCCAGGGUACCAACCCAGACCUCUUCCACUACUGGAGCACCACUGUGGGCGACCGCUACCCCAAACUGGCACGCCUGGCACUGUGGCUGCUGGCCGUGCCCGCUGUGGGUGUCCGCAGCGAGUGUGUGAGCGUCUGUGAACAGAGCUUGGCCAUGAAGAGGAGGCAGCAGGUCACCGCCGAGGAGAUGAACAAACUCAUCUUCCUGCGCUCCAACAUGGCCUGAAUGUUACGGUCCGACCAAUAAGGCUGACCGAACCACGACCAUAGCUCGACUGUCCUAGACCGACCCACCAAUGACUACACAGACUUUCUACAGCGGGAUAGCAGAACCCAUAGUGCGAUCUUCUCAAGAUGCUGAUCAAACUGUGGUUAGUGCCAAAUGCAACAAAGAAAAAAUGUAUUAUCAGGGGUUGAAUUGCUUUUAAAAUUGAUAGGAUAAAUGACAAGGGUAGUAAGUAAGGGGUGUUGCGUCUGGUGCUAGCUAGUAACCGCUGUUAUUAGUAACCGCUGUUAUUCUUUGGCCCUUAAAGAUCUCGCUUUCACUGUAUCACUUCUGACCCUUAUGUGUCAAAGUCAAUUUCAUGCCUUUACUAUGUUAUCAAACUGCCGUCUUUUUACAAUUUCUUCAAUGGCUUGUAGUUGUCUGGCUUUAGUAGCCCUUUGAAGGACUAAAGGAGGAAGAUUGGCCUUCGGUGGUUGUGUAUGGCCUGGCAUCAGAUCCGUUCUGGACAAUGGUGCCAUUGGAGUGAUCUGUUACUGAGUGACUAUACUGAAUGACUUGAUGGUUGGGGUGGGUGUGAUUAGGAACUCGUCGGCCUGAUUGCUAUAUAUAUUUUAGUAAUAAUAAAUUCAAUAGAAAGAGGAAAAGAGAACAUACAUGAAGUGAGCCUCCAACCCCACCCAGCCAACAUGUUUCCAUCCAACUCCCCACACCUGGAAACCAUGUUUCCAUCCAACUCCCCACACC
Oncorhynchus tshawytscha (Chinook salmon) is the source of this 3920-nucleotide messenger RNA. Its product is annotated as zinc finger protein 618. The record is from RefSeq and is a predicted model, not a curated record. The coding region runs from base 492 to 3176 and encodes 894 amino acids. Gene Ontology annotation, molecular function: protein dimerization activity. The transcript has 14 exons. Lineage: Eukaryota; Metazoa; Chordata; Actinopteri; Salmoniformes; Salmonidae.